AUGUUGUCUUAUAAACCGUUUGCAGAGAAAUUUAUUGCCUGUUUUGCUUGCCCAAUUCUGCGCCUAUAUCUCGAUCAAGUUGAACUCCACGUCCAGGGUCUUGAGUGGAUGAGUAAAAGGCUUAUAUGUCACACCAUAGCUUUUCUGGAAGAAAGUAUUCGACCCAAGGAGACAUGGGCCGCUCUGAGAUCGCACAUUCCGGCUUUAUUGCCAAGAUUUAUCUUUCCGUUGGUAUGUAUCAGUCCUGAGGAAGUGCGAGAGUUUCAGGAGGAACCGGAAGACUACGCUCGAGCCCAAUUUGGAGACUUUUUUGAAGAUUUGUGUACCAGCCCUAGUACGAUGGCAGCUCAAUUCAUCUUAGCAUUGGGGUCAGGUCGAAAGAAGACCAUGUUUAUGAGUAUGCUGUCCUUCAUAACGGAUAUAUGUUCGAAAUAUCCCAACGAGGCCAAUCCCCGGGAGAAAGAUGGCGCACUCCGUAUGCUCGCAUAUCUUGCCACAGUCAUCACUGAGACCAAAUCCUUGCGCAAGAACAUUGAAGGAUGCCUCAUUUCAUAUGUUUUUCCCGAGUUCCAAAGCGAGCACGCCUUCCUACGUGCACGAACUUGUGAAGUGAUCCGUAAAUUCGAAAACGCCGGCUCAGAAUGGACAGAUCCGAAGAUCAUAAGCGCUUACUAUCAAGGCGUGAUGCAAUGCCUAUCAGAUAGCGCCUUGCCGGUGCGCGUACAGGCGGCUCUCACACUUGCCGACAUAUCAGACCACCCUCAGAUACACGAAGCCUUAGCUCCACAUAUAGGAGGUGUUAUGCAGGGAAUGUUAAGGCUUUCGAAUGAAGUGGAUUUAGACAGCCUCACUCAAGCCACGCGGUGCUUGGUUUCAGGAUUCUCGGAUGAGCUUCUACCCUACGCAGCAGAUUUGGCCCAAGCCUUGCAUGAGUCGUACAUGAGACUCAUGUCUGAGAUUGCAGAUACGCGGCAAAGAUUGGGCGAUGAGGACGACGACUCGAGCGAAGAGAAGGUUUUGGUAGCUAUGAACAUCCUCAAAACUCUUCAACAGCUUGUCGUCGGUCUAGAAGGAAAUCCCACGGUGUUGAUGCAGGUAGAGGCUGCGUCGAUUCCUCUGAUAGAGUAUACCCUAAAGCAAGAAUUAGUCGUGGCUUCAGCUGCGUUUACUGAUAUUCCAUCUCUAGAAAUAUACGAUGAAGCUCUGGAAUUGCUUGAUUCGAUCCAAUUCGCUUUGAAAGAUAUCUCGAAUGCCCAAUGGUCACUCUUUGAUAUCAUUUACAACAUCUUCAAAACAUCAGGAACAGAUUUUAUAUCAGAGAUGUUCCCUUCGCUUGAUAAUUUUGUCACCUACGGUUCUAAUUUUCUCGCCACCCACGCUGAGAAGAGAAACAUGGUUUUUGACAUUUACUUGGCUACGAUAACGAGUAAAAAUCUAAGUUGUUCUGAUCGUAUGGUGGCUUGUAAGCUAGCCGACAGUAUCUUGCUUUGUAUGAAAGGUAAUGCCGAUGAAGCAAUACCACUCUUCAUCAAUCAUACCAUGAAGAUCAUUCAACGUGGCAUCACCACUGUUGAUCCAAUCACUACGAAAGGACUGUUUAUGCAUUCUUUGGAAGUGAUCCUCAACACGAUUUAUUAUAACCCUAGUAUGGCUAUGAAUGUCUUGGUGGAAAACAAUUGGAGUGGUGACUUUUUCAGCGGAUGGUUCAAUCGAUUGUCGUCGUUUCAGAGGACCCACGACAAGAAGUUGAGCUUAUUGGCGAUAUGCUCAAUUCUUUCAAUCAGUCUGAAUGAAAGUGCCGAAAGUAUUCUGGUCCAAAGUUCCGCCCAGCUCUUGAUAGGGGCUCUGUCUUUGUUCGAAACUUUGCCUACAGCCAUCAAAAACCGCUUCGAACUGGAGAAUGAUUACAACAUUGAUUCUGACGAUUCUGACGAUGGCAAUACAACUGUCGAUGAGGGAAGCGAACCAGAAGAUGUCGAUGACACAGAUGACUGCGAUUUGGUGGAUCCGCAGAUACGCGCUCCAUCUAGCUAUUGCAAUCCUCAAAACUCUUUUGGUCGUGGUGGCGGUGAUGACGAGCGCACCAUUCCGCCAAGCUCACUGUGGAGUGAUGAAAUUCUUUGGGAGACACCGCUAGAUCGGGUCGAUGUUUACAAAGAGUUUGCAUUGGUCAUGAAAAAUGUCGAAGAUAGUGGUUCUCCCAUCCUUCAUAUCAUCUCAAAUGCUUUGAGUCCUGAGCAACGAAUGAGCCUACAAAAAAUUCUCCACCAAGCAAAUAACGGUGGCGAAUUCGGAAUGAAAAGCGAGAUCCAACAAUCGGUUCAAGUUAACAGUCAUAUCAACAAUCAGGCCUUAUAAUGUAGACCUACCAUCAUAUUCGAAUCUUCAAGAUGCUAGUGGAACUGACACAGCACGGGGUGAGGAGAAGAGUAUUCAUGUCUUAGUUUCAUCGGUUUCGAGUUUCAAUGUGAUGUUAUUCGUGGUUUUCGUCAUUUUUCUUAUAUUCUUGGCUUCUCUGAUCAUUCAUCUACCUGAACCACUUCAAGGGUUGUUACCAAAAGAUCGAUUUGCUACUUUCUUUGCACCAUAGAUGUGAACGAGACUGAAAAAUAUUGCUGUCUGUGGGGUGUGGAAAUUUGCAUAUUUUAUUGUCAUAUCAUUGAUAGCUAUGUGAUCAAAGAUCUAAAAGGUCAGGAGACAGACUCCAAGAUCAGAUUAUGAGUAGAAUAGAAUCCACAUGAACGGUAAAAUCAGACCUUGUGAAGAUC
This is a messenger RNA of Melampsora larici-populina 98AG31, 2768 nucleotides long. RefSeq lists its product as uncharacterized. Gene Ontology annotation, biological process: protein import into nucleus. Gene Ontology annotation, cellular component: cytosol; nuclear envelope. The coding region runs from base 1 to 2358 and encodes 785 amino acids. The transcript is spliced from 12 exons. Lineage: Eukaryota; Fungi; Basidiomycota; Pucciniomycetes; Pucciniales; Melampsoraceae. The record is from RefSeq and is a predicted model, not a curated record.